Castor canadensis (American beaver) is the source of this 436-nucleotide messenger RNA. It is a transcript of the gene Retn, whose product is annotated as resistin. The record is from RefSeq and is a predicted model, not a curated record. Gene Ontology annotation, cellular component: extracellular region. Gene Ontology annotation, molecular function: hormone activity. Lineage: Eukaryota; Metazoa; Chordata; Mammalia; Rodentia; Castoridae.
CCAGAGGCCACAAAGACAGAGCUGUGGCACAGGAAUUUGUGUCCUAGAUUUGAUUUAGGUCCUGCUGAAUCUGAGGCACCUUCAGAAUGAAGGCUCUCUCCCUCCUCCUCUUUCCUGUCCUGGGGCUGCUGGUGUCCUGCAAGUCACUGUGUCCUAUAGAAGAAGCUAUCAGUGAGAAGAUCAAGGAAGAUGUCAACUCCCUAAUUUUGGAGUCCCUUAAGGGCAUUGACAUGAAUUGCAAGACUGUUACCUCCAGGGGGGACCUGGCCACCUGUCCUGCAGGCCACGUCGUCACCAGCUGCACGUGUGGUUCUGCCUGUGGCUCCUGGGAUGUUCGUGCAGAUACAACGUGCCACUGUCAGUGUGCGGGCAUGGAUUGGACUGGAGCCCGCUGCUGUCGUAUGGUGGUCACAGCCUGAGGUCAUGUGUGCAGCAU